AUGUCUAGAAGCUUAAACCAUGGUUAUGGUUUCAACAACCGUAUGAACAUGCGUAGGGAUCCUAUAAUCACCUAUGAUGUUCCUCAAUCCAGCAACAUCCACUUGGUAUUUGAUGAUGAUCGUGUCAUGUUUGAGGAUGAGCGCCCUAUUGUUGGCUACCCGCAUCGUGUUGCCUUUGAGGAACAUCAUGAGCGCCCUGUUGUUGGCUACCCGAACCGUGUUGUCUUUGAGGAACAUCAUGCUAGUCCCGUGCAUAAAAAUCACCGACAUGGCUCAAUAGAGCCACGCAAGCAAGUCCACUUUGUUGAGCAUGAUGAGAGGGUUAUUGAAUCGGUUGAUAACUUUGGAAAUCAAAAAGUUUAUAAGGAAAGUGUUGAUAGUGAAGCUGACGGGUUCAUCACACGAAAGCAUAAGAACUUUGAGUUGAACAAGUUUGGAACAUUUAAUUAUUUAUAUUAA
Messenger RNA from Lactuca virosa, 459 nucleotides. The record is from the annotation of a GenBank genome assembly. Lineage: Eukaryota; Viridiplantae; Streptophyta; Magnoliopsida; Asterales; Asteraceae.